Neodiprion virginianus is the source of this 333-nucleotide messenger RNA. RefSeq names its product protein Asterix. Lineage: Eukaryota; Metazoa; Arthropoda; Insecta; Hymenoptera; Diprionidae. Gene Ontology annotation, biological process: protein insertion into ER membrane. The transcript has a single exon. Gene Ontology annotation, cellular component: endoplasmic reticulum membrane. The record is from RefSeq and is a predicted model, not a curated record. Bases 1 to 333 code for a protein of 110 amino acids. Gene Ontology annotation, molecular function: protein folding chaperone.
AUGAACAACUCUUCUGAUCCUCGUCGUCCCGAUAAGGAAGUUCGAUACAAGCCGAUAGUAUCAAAUAGCCAGGCUCAGCCAGGAGAUGAUUUGACGCCAGAUUAUAUGAACAUUUUAGGAAUGAUAUUCAGUAUGUGUGGCUUGAUGAUGCGACUUAAAUGGUGCGCCUGGGUCGCUCUUUACUGUUCAUGCAUCAGUUUCGCCAAUUCCAGAGCGAGCGACGAUACCAAACAAAUUCUAAGUAGUUUUAUGCUCUCUAUUUCGGCUGUUGUUAUGUCCUAUCUUCAAAACCCACAACCAAUGAGUCCACCCUGGGCAUCUGCGAUGCAGUAG